Molecule: messenger RNA, 348 nt
Organism: Necator americanus (New World hookworm)
Lineage: Eukaryota; Metazoa; Nematoda; Chromadorea; Rhabditida; Ancylostomatidae
Exons: 1
Coding region: 1-348 (115 amino acids)
Molecular function (GO): nucleic acid binding
Source: RefSeq, a predicted model, not a curated record
AUGAAGACAAAUCUCGAAAAUGCACGCCCGCAGCAGCGCGAAGUCUAUUUCCUGCACGUCAACGCUUGGUCGAACAUUGCAAGAACGACCAAAGGCAAACUGAUGAAAUUCGGUUGGACCAUUUUACCACACCCACCGUAUUCACCAGACCUGGCUCCCUUGGAUUACCACCUUUUUUCCUAUCUCCAACGUCAUCUAUAUGGUCAAGACUUCCAAACCCGCGACGACAUCGAAAAGGCACUUGAGCAGUUCUUCAAGGAGCAGUCCCCAGCGUUCAAGAGCAAGGGGAUCUACGAUCUGCCUAAACGUUGGAAGACCAUCGAUGCCAAUGAGGCAUACUUCAGAUGA